GUAACGCUACUUACGGACCGAGGAGGGUGGAGGAAGAAAAAAGAAAGAAAAAAGUCCGUGUGAAAGAGGGAGUGGGAAGCUGACUAAAUUACUGCGAGCUUUCCGACAUGAGAUGCUUAGCUAGCGGAACCGGGGAGAGAUGAGACUGUUGGCAGGAACAACUCGCGCAACCGACCGUAACACCACCGGAGGAGGCUCGGCGUGCCGGUGUCCGGGCUCGGAGCCGUAGCGCUCGGUUUUCGGGGGACUCCGCUUCACUUAGCCCUGUAGUUUCGCGGAUCAACUCCACUCCAAAGUCUCCGGUGUCGGCGGAAGGGCGGUCCGGGAGAGGCACGGGAAGGGGGGGACGAACCGCCCGCCCGCCCGGUGGCUGCAACGGAGGCGGCAACUGUCAGCGGACACAUUUAGGGAAAGUUUGGGCUCUCUCUCGGCGUUUCACAGCGAACCCGGGACCGGAGUAAGGACGACGCUCGCCCCGGUCGGACAGACCCGAGUGUCUACUGCCUUCUAAACGGACAACUUUGAGAAUGAAAACCCCGGGAGAGUCGGGGUUUGCCUUCCCCGAGUGGGCCUACAAGCCUGAGUCUAGUCCGGGCUCUCGGCAGAUCCAGUUGUGGCACUUCAUCCUGGAGCUGUUGCGUAAAGACGAGUACCACGACGUCAUCGCCUGGCAGGGUGACUAUGGCGAGUUCGUCAUCAAGGACCCGGAUGAGGUGGCACGACUAUGGGGCGCACGCAAGUGCAAGCCGCAGAUGAACUACGACAAGCUGAGCCGCGCCCUCAGGUAUUACUACAACAAGAGGAUCCUGCAUAAAACUAAAGGAAAACGCUUUACCUACAAGUUCAACUUCAACAAGCUGGUUCUCGUCAACUACCCCUUCAUAGACAUGGGGUCAUCAGGUGUGGGAGUACCCCAGAGUGCUCCCCCGGUGCCUACGGGCGCGGUGACUCAUUUCCGGUUCCCCCCGUCCACCCCGUCGGAGGUGCUGUCCCCCAGCAGCGAGGAGCUGCGGAGCCCCGGCGUGUUUGGCGGUGUGGGCCGCCGUCUGGCCCGCGGCUCCGUCUCCGACUGCAGCGACGGCACCUCCGUCAACUCCGAGGUGGACGAGGGCGGUGGUGGCCUCGGCGAGGAGCGCAUCCCGGAGAGGGCCGCCGAGAGGGGCUUCCGCGGAGCCUCGCACCCGCGGCCGCCCCAUGACGCCAUGUUUCGGAUGUACGGCGGGGGCGGUGGCCUGGCGGGGCGCCGCCCGCCGGAGGUGGCCACCCACCGGGUCCACCCGGAGCCACUCUCGCCCUUCCCCGUGUCGCCGCUGCCAGGGGCCGGAGGCUCCGCCCUCCUGGCCCCGCCCCUCUCGCCGGCGCUGUCCAUGACGCCGGGCUCCCACCUGCCCUACACGCCGUCGCCCAACCUGUCGCCAAUGCCGGGCUCCAUCUUCUCCUUCAACCCCGAGGACAUGCAGCGCUACCUGCAGGCCCACACGCAGAGCGUCUACAACUACCACCUCAGCCCACGCGCCUUCUUCCACUACCCCAACAUCGUGGUCCCGCAGCCUCAUCGGCCUGACAAGGGCCUACCUGCCGCCGCCGCCGCCGACAGGGGCCCCACCGAGCGCCCUUCCGUGCUCGCCCACCGAGCCCCUGGCCACGCCCACCCGCAUCCAAUCGCCGCCCAGCCCCUCCCCCUGCCCGACGAGCCCCACCCCUCACCCUUCAAGUUCAAACUGCAGCCGCCGCCCCCAGGCCGCCGGCAGCAGCGGGAGGCGCAGGGGCGACAGGGCUCGCUCUCCUCUGGCUCCUCGCUCUCGUUCGGCAGUGAGCUGAGCACAGCCGGCGGCGCGGGACUCCUCUCCACCUCCUCAUCCAGUGGCUCGCUCAGCAGCGCCGGACUGCCCAAGAUCAAGGUGGAGCCCAUCUCUGAUAUCGAAUCAGAAGAGGAGGUUGAAGUCACUGACAUCAGCGACGAAGACGUGGAUGAGCAAGACGAAGAAUCCGAGCCCUUACCCUCCCACAGCCUCUACCGCCAUCACCACCCCCACCACCAUCCUCAUCCUCACAUCUUCAGACGCCAGUCCAAUGGCACGGUCGCCCCCACAGUCCCCUACGACGACCUGGAGGAAGACGUCUUCAAGGCCCCUGCCCCACCCUCGCUCUUCGGCCCUCCCCUGCCCUCACCUCGCGGCAGCCCCGUGGUGAAGACCGAGCCUGGCACGCCCCCGGCGCUGGGUGGCCCUGCCCCUAGCCACUCCCACAGCCCCGCCCCUAGUCCUGCCCAGUGCAUCCCCCUGAAGCUGCGCUUCAAGCGGCGCUGGGACCAGGAGCAGCACACGGAGGAGGAGGACAAGAAGGUGCGGGGAGGGGAGGAGAGAGACAGGGAGCGGGGGGAGGGCGUGGGCACGCCCCCUCAUGGCCAGCGCAAGGUCAGCAGUGAGCUGCACCGUGCCACCGCCCAGCUGUCUCUGGAGAACAAGGACUGCUGACGCCCACGGCAGGAAGGCCGCGCUCGCAUGGAGCGGACGUGGUUCGUCUGAGGGAAUGACGGCACUGACGGACGAACACACACCAGCGCUCUGGCCGUGCACACACACCUAAACAGCUGCCCAGAGCUGAAAACUGACCAGUCUCCAGAACCCCCCCCCCCCCAAUCCACCACAUCUGGACACCAGCAUACACACUGCUGCAUCUCAAGAUGACCAUAACCUGGAAGGAACCACAAAGACACAGACACACGCGCACACACACACACACACACACACACACACACACACACACACACACACACACACACAUUGACCCUCAGGAGUCUUUGACCUUUGUGAAAGGGACUUUUAUUCAGUGAAGUGCCUGCAAGCGAAUACAUCCCCCUCGACCCACCCCCGCCACACGGCAGAGGAAGAGACAGACGGCGCGUGGACACGUCCGUCCCGAGUGCACUACGGACUGGGCGCCGUUCAGAGGGGAGGUGGUGAGCGCAUCAUCCUCACGUGGACUGUUGGAGAUGCUCUAUAAACUGUGCUGUAGAUACACAUAACCAGCCUGGCCAAUCCCUCAGGGAUCACACGCACGCACACGCGCGCACACACACAGAUAUACGCACGCAUGCACGGACACACAGAUAUACGCACGCGCGCAC
Molecule: messenger RNA, 3130 nt
Organism: Electrophorus electricus (electric eel)
Lineage: Eukaryota; Metazoa; Chordata; Actinopteri; Gymnotiformes; Gymnotidae
Gene: erfl3
Product: Ets2 repressor factor like 3
Biological process (GO): regulation of transcription by RNA polymerase II; cell differentiation
Cellular component (GO): nucleus
Molecular function (GO): sequence-specific DNA binding; DNA-binding transcription factor activity, RNA polymerase II-specific
Source: RefSeq, a predicted model, not a curated record